GAUGUUGAGUCUUGGAAUAUUGACAUCUAUAAAGAGGUCAGCAACGUUAGUGAUGAGUAGUCCAGAGGAUAGAUCGUGGUCUUAUUUUGUGGGUAAAACUCCUAAAGACGCUAAAAUUAUUCACAACGACGAUAGAAUUGAAAGAGUUAGAAGAAAUCACCUGAACGAUGUCGAAAACAUCUACUUGUUUGUCCUAAUUGGCUUUUUUUACGUACUAACUCAACCAGACCUUUCUACUGCUACGUGGCAUUUUAGAAUAUUUACCAUCUCUCGCUUUAUUCACACACUCGUCUAUCAAUUAGCAGUUAAACAACCAGCGAGAGGUUCCGCAUUUUUUGUAGGUGUUUUGGUAAAUGUUUCUAUGGCUUUUAGUAUCUUGUUUAACGGAGCUUUGAGCUUUUGA
Dimorphilus gyrociliatus is the source of this 403-nucleotide messenger RNA. The record is from the annotation of a GenBank genome assembly. Lineage: Eukaryota; Metazoa; Annelida; Polychaeta; Dinophilidae.